Molecule: messenger RNA, 1216 nt
Organism: Nicotiana tabacum (common tobacco)
Lineage: Eukaryota; Viridiplantae; Streptophyta; Magnoliopsida; Solanales; Solanaceae
Product: putative RING-H2 finger protein ATL21A
Molecular function (GO): polysaccharide binding
Source: RefSeq, a predicted model, not a curated record
UAUGGGCAAUUUGCAAGUUUUCUUUGUUUGUUUUCUGCUCUUUUCAUCUGUCUAUGCAAUUGCAAGAUAUGAUUGCCAAGAUUCCAUGUGUGGAAUCAACCACUUUGAUAUACGAUUUCCUUUUGGAUUACAAGGGACAAUAAAUCUUCAGCACUGUAGCUAUCCUGGUUUCAAUCUUACAUGCAACAGUCAAGGCAGAGCAAUUGUAAAUGUAGCAGGUGCAGGAAAUUUCUAUGUACGUGAUAUUGACUACGUUGCACAAGAAAUCCAACUCUAUGAUCCAUCUAAUUGCCUUCCAAAACGGCUUGUUGAUUUUCAAUCUUCUUCUUCUUCUCCUUUCAAGGCGGUUUUUUAUAGGAACUAUACUUUCUUGGCUUGUUCUACAGAUUUGAUCAAGUCUCAGUUCAAUGUUAUUGGUUGUCUAAGUAAUUCUACCACCUCCACUUUAGCUACUUCUUCAAGGAGUUUUGCAAAAGAAAUGACAAGUUUAUAUAACUGCAGUGUAAAUAGCACUUUGUCUCUUCCUGUUUCAUGGACUUCUGAAUAUGAGUCAGUUUUUUCAACUGAUCUUAAUCUCGAUCUUGUGUUAACAUGGAAUGAACCCAACUGCCAAGAUUGUGAAGCACAACAAGAUCUUUGUGGGUUUAAAAAUGCAACUACUGGAGAAAUUCAAUGCUUUGAUGCUCCUGGAACAGGCCAUACACGAGGCAUACAAAUUUUCCGAAUUAUUGCACUAUCUUUAGUGAUACCAGCCAUCACAUGUUCACUUGGUGUGACAUGUUACAUCUGCUUUGAGCAAAGCCGAUACAGCCGCCGAGCGGCGGCUGCAGUCCAGAACACUGCGGCCGGUACAGCAGCCGUAGCACCACAACCGGAAACAACCACCGGCCUCGACGAUUCGACGAUCGAAUCCUACACAAAAGUUGUGCUAGGAGAAAGUCGGAGAGUUCCAGGGCCAAAUCAUGGAACUUGUCCAAUAUGUUUGGCAGAGUACCAUCCAAAAGAGACAGUGAGAUGCAUACCUGAGUGUGAACAUUGCUUUCAUGCUGAAUGCAUUGAUGAAUGGUUAAAGAUCAAUGGUACUUGUCCUGUUUGUAGAAAUACUCCUUCUCCUGCUCAUGUUAAUUCUUAAUAUAUAACACGUUCUAAUUUCCCACAUCUCGAGUCUUGUCUUUAUAUUUAUAUGCAUUUUUCUCUUCAAACCUUUUUCUCUUUG